This is a messenger RNA of Adineta steineri, 1999 nucleotides long. Lineage: Eukaryota; Metazoa; Rotifera; Eurotatoria; Adinetida; Adinetidae. The record is from the annotation of a GenBank genome assembly.
AUGAAGGACAAAAUUCAAGAUCCAAGUUUUCGUGAAAAUUUGAUAGUAUAUUUAGAAGACAUCAUCAAAGAAGAUCUAGAUGAAUUCAAAGAUAAAUAUAUCUUCGAGAAUUUAGAUGGUAUAAGAGAUUUCUUUAAUUUCAAUAUCGCAUUCUUCUUCUAUAUUGCAGCGCCAAGAUCAUUCAAUACUCCAACACGAUUAUCAAGUGAUAAUAUUUAUGCAGCUUUACGUACUAUUGAUUUAGCAGGUUUAGAAGAAAAUACAAAUGAAGAUGGUAUUCGGUUGACGCCGAUGAAAGACCAAUCUUCUCCAUCAAUUCCCUAUGCUUCUCCGCCAAAUCUGCGUGGCUCUCCAUCAAUUCCUUAUGCUUCUCCACAACGCACCGAAUUAUUACAAACACCAAUACAUGAUCAAUCAAUAUCUAGUAUGGAUGUUUCAGAUAUCCAGUCAAGGCUACCUCCAGCAUGUUUGCCUACUCCAAAUCCAUCUUUACCUAACUUUUGGUCACGAUUUUGUGCUGAUGUGACACAACUUGUUGAAUCAGGUAAUGUUCACAAACAUAGUGAUACGUGUUAUAAAUAUUGUAAAGAUAUGGCGAAGAAAAUUUGUCGAUUGAUUAUGCCACGCAAAUUGAUAUCAGUAUCGACAAUUGAUCCGGAGACUGGUCAUAUUUCUAUGCGACGAUCACAUCCAUGGAUUAAUAAUUUUAAUGAAUACAUUAUAUCAUCAUGUCGUUCCAACAUGGAUAUUAAAUUUAUUUGGACUGGUAGUGAUACUAAGGCUCUUGUGUAUUAUAUCACUGAUUAUAUUACAAAAACGAGUCUAUCUUUUCAUGAUACAUUCUCUCUUAUUCAAAAAAGUAUUACAUCAUUCAAAAAUGUAGCAGAUCAAACAGAGACGGAAAGUGCUAUAGAAAGAUCACGCAAACUGGUUUUGCGUUGUUACAAUACACUUGCUUCUCAACAAGAGCUAUCUGGAGUUCAAGUUGCCUCUUAUCUCAUGAACUGGGGCGACCAUUACACUACACACAAAUUUCAAGGUCUUUAUUUAAUUCAAACUGAGAUAUUUCUACAAACGGAAUUAAACGAAUUACGCAUCAAACAAAAUUUAGAACAUGCCUCGCAUGACCCACAAAGGAUUCAAAAAGGCCGACCACCAAAUCAACGUUUUCCUUUUCAAGAACAGCAUCCACAAGCAACAACCUAUCUGUUGACUAAAUACAGUGAGGCUCAUAUACCGAUUCUCUAUGGUCCUCAAAUUCCUCGACAUGAUCGUGAAGAUACUAAAGAGCGAUAUAGUCGAGCUCUUCUCACACUUUUUGUACCUUGGCGUUCGGUGUCUGACCUUUGUGAUGUUAAUGAAAAUUGGGAAGAUGCACUCAAGUCACGCCAACAUCAUAUAUCUCUGGAUUCAUGGAAUAUUAUAGAAAAUAUUCAACUCUUACAUGAAUGUACCAACAAUGGUCAACUGAUAAUGUGCAUACCUGGAUGCGGCGGCACAGGUAAAUCACAACUGAUUCGUGCUGUCACCAAAUACUUUCUUAUUACAAAAAGAAUGCAGAUGAUGCGAAAACUCGCACCCACUGGAAUCGCUGCUGCUGAAAUUGGCGGCAUGACAAUUCAUUCGUUUUUAGGUGAACAACGUAAUUCAAGAAAACCGCGCACCAUCAAACCAGGUGAUACAAAACUUGAAAACCAAUGGAGACUGGUUGAGUACUUUCUAAUUGAUGAGAUGAGUAUGGUUGGUUUAACUCUACUUGGAAAACUCGAUAGAAUUCUUUCCGCUGCCAAACAUGCCGACCCUGAAAUUCCAUUUGGUGGCAUAAACGUCAUAUUUUUUGGUGAUUAUUUACAGUAUCGACCAGUAUAUGAUGUACCGUUAUACACGGACUUUUCUCAACCCUCUAAAAACAAAUCAGGUCAAUUACGUAGUGAAAAAGAAAUUCAACAACACGCUGCACGUUCCCUGAUACUUCAAAUUAACUGUGUGAUCAAACUUA